This is a messenger RNA of Petromyzon marinus (sea lamprey), 1746 nucleotides long. RefSeq names its product dermatopontin (gene DPT). The record is from RefSeq and is a predicted model, not a curated record. Lineage: Eukaryota; Metazoa; Chordata; Hyperoartia; Petromyzontiformes; Petromyzontidae. Gene Ontology annotation, biological process: collagen fibril organization. Gene Ontology annotation, cellular component: extracellular matrix.
UAUGUGUGUCAGUGUGUGUGUCAGUGUGUAUGUCUGUGUGUGUAAGUCUGUGUGAGUUUAUGAAUAUUCAUGAACCUCCACUCCACGUCUCACUUCACUUCGCCAGACUCUCGGAGAGCCGCGCCUAAGCGAUGGGCACCACUCGGUUCACCUCUCCUCCACGCUCUCCACCCUCGCGCGCCCGACCAGCCAUGCCAACAUCGCUCCUGGCAAUGGUGGUGAUGGUGGUGGCGGUGGUGGUGGCGUUCGGACCUCAGCCAGCCCUGGGUUACCCCUACGAUGAGGACUACGACGCCUAUGACGACCGUGACGGUGGCGGUGGUGGUUCCUACAACCCCUACGACCCCUACGGAGGUGGUGGAGGAGGUCACCAGUCCCACUGGACGAACGUCUACCGACAAAGGUUCUACUUCCAGUGUCCGCCCGGGCAGGUGCUGAGCGAGCUGCGUAGCGAGCACAGCCCACAUCGGGACCACGUGGACCGCCUUUGGGGCUUCCAGUGCCGGGUGGAGAGCCCAGCCAUGGUCAUGGGGGAGUGCUUCUGGGAGGAGUACAACCGGGCAGGGCUGCCCUGGUACCAGCUGUGCUCGGACGGAGCCGUGGUGGCCGGGGUGCAGAGCAACUACUUUGAGGCGGUGUUGGACCGCGAGUGGCAGUUCUACUGCUGCCGAUUCCUCAAGCAAUGCCCCUACGGCAGCUGGAUGACCCAGGACGUCCCCGACUACCCGGGCCAGGAGCUGAGAUUUUCCCUCCUUCCGGAGUUUUACAUCCGGGGUGCGGCCACGACCUUCAGCCCCGUCGAGAGGGACCGGCAGUGGAAAUUCGUGGUUGCUCGCCUCGGCGCCUGCCCCGACUACUGAAGACGUCCGCACUUACACACACAGAGGGCACGUGCUGUAGUACACAACCUCUCUCACAGGCUGACAGGGGGCACGUGCUGUAGUACACAAAGCUCCCCCGUGUAGCCUCUCUCACAGGCUGACAGGGGGCACGUGCUGUAGUACACAAAGCUCCCCCGUGUCGCCUCUCCCACAGGCUGACAGGGGGCACGUGCUGUAGUACACAAAGCUCCCCCGUGUAGUCUCUCUCACAGGCUGACUGGGGGCACGUGCUGUAGUACACAAAGCUCCCCCGUGUAGCCUCUCUCACAGGCUGACUGGGGGCACGUGCUGUAGUACACAAAGCUCCCCCGUGUCGCCUCUCUCACAGGCUGACAGGGGGCACGUGCUGUAGUACACAAAGCUCCCCCGUGUCGCCUCUCUCACAGGCUGACAGGGGGCACGUGCUGUAGUACACAAACAAAGCUCCCCCGUGUAGCCUCUCCCACAGGCUGACAGGGGGCACGUGCUGUAGUACACAAAGCUCCCCCGUGUAGCCUCUCUCACAGGCUGACAGGGGGCACGUGCUGUAGUACACAAAGCUCCCCCGUGUAGCCUCUCCCACAGGCUGAAAGGGGGCACGUGCUGUAGUACACAAAGCUCCCCCGUGUCGCCUCUCUCACAGGCUGACAGGGGGCACGUGCUGUUAGUAGCGAGCAGCAGACUGUGGUAUAGCAGGGGGUGGUGGAUAGGUCAGCACCACGCACGCCCGCCCGGCCGCCUUUGUCUUCCCCAUUGCUUCAUAUUUCACACACGGACCGCCCUCGCCACGUACUCAUUUAAAGGCUGAGUCGACGUAUCACCCCUACACUCACCCCUACAAUCACAUAGACUCACCCCUACACUCACCCCUACAAUCACCCCUACA